CAGUUUUUAGCUGCACUAACCGCUCUACUGUGCUCAUUUCUGCACCGAGGGAUUAUCCGGGGCAUAAUUCGGUAAAGGGACGGGACGCAUGUUGUUUUACCUCCCUAACCGUUAACCCUAGAGUGCAUUCAGAUGCUAAGUGACCGUAUUAAUGAAGUUUACAAUGGCGGAGUGCACUCAGGAGGCUAUUGUGAGCUAUCUGAGGGAGAAAGGAGGAAAAGUGAAGAACGCGGAUUUAAUAGAACACUUUAAAGAAGUUUUCCCAGAGGAACCGGAGAAGAAGGCGGCUGUUCGACUGAGGUUUAAAAACUACGUGGACAGCGUUGCUUUCGUGAAAACAGACGAGGGAGUUAAAUAUGUAAACCUAAGGAAGAAGUUUCACGUUUCGUUACGGGAAAAUUCAAGUACAGGAGAAGUAAAAGUUCCAGAGAAAGUCUGUUACCCCGCAGAGCAGCAAACGGACGGAAGCCGGGAGGAGCUUCGCGCCCCGGGGCAACAACAAACAGCACCUGGCUCAGGUUACGGAACUGACAGCCAGGUGAGAGUUCCGCAUGCUUUCCCCGCUGAAACUAUUGUGCAGGACAAAACAGACGGCAGGAGCGAGUGUCAUGAGUUUGUUUGCUUAGUGGAAGACUUGGACAGCAGCUCAGGUGAGAUGGGGAACAGAGGAAGCUUCAAACGAGGGAAUAGAGACUCUACGAAGAAGGAGCAGGCUGGAAAGUCACCCACCAUACCAGAAAUUGCAGUAAUCGAAGCGUCGCCGCUCCCCGCUGAGGGAUCUGUGUUCACCCUGCCUGGGCCUGCACAAACCGGUAGUACAGGGCAGAUACUCACAGCUACUCCUGGACUCAAUCCCACUGACGGGCAAGUUGAGCUGCUUUCACCGGAAACUCUGAAAGACGUGGAUAAUGUGGAGACUAAAUUUGUGUCUCGACAGCCAGAGUCAGACAGCGAGGAGGAUGAGGCACAGCUGGACAGUUUGUCCGGCAGCGAAGGCAACGUCACCCCCAGAGUUAGCCGGAAACACUUCCUGGAGCUCAUGAUGAACAGCUCCCCCCAGGUGAGGCGCAGCAUGGUGUUUCGCAACUCAGUCCACCUCUCCUCGAGGAGUGACAGCGACUCUGCCUCCUUGGUGUCCUGCAACCUGGACGACGACCGGGCGUCCGUGACCCUGGAACCGGUGGAGCACGAGUGGAUGAUGUGUGCUUCGGAUGGCGAGUGGGGCAGCCUGCACCCCCUCCUCACUGGAGAGCCCAGCCUCAUCCUGAGGAAGGAUUUCGUCACCGGUUUCACCUGCCUGCACUGGGCCGCCAAACACGGCAAACCUGAGCUCAUAGCCCUGAUUGUUAACUUUGCCAAGCAACACAACGUUCCCAUCAGUGUGGAUGUUUGGUCCAACACUGGCUACACGCCGCUGCACAUAGCCGCCAUGCACAACCACAUGGAGGUGGUGAAGCUCCUGGUUGGGGCCUACAACGCAGACGUGGACAUCAGGGACUACAGCGGGAAGAAGGCCUGCCAGUACCUCACCGACAACGUGAGCGUGGACAUACAAGACAUCAUAGGAGCAUAUGAGCGCUCAGAGUCCCAGAAAGCAGAACGCAGGGAUGAAGGCCGCUGGAGGUUCUCGAAGGUUCUCCAGUCUAACCUGAAACCGCUCAGGCUGCUUCACCCAUCUGACUGUGACUCCGUGGACGGGGAGGACCGACCCAGAGAGAAACCCGUCAGGAGGAAGUCUUCACUCAGCAGGAUGAAGCCCAAACUGGAGAAGCUUCGCUGGAGGACAUCUCAGAUCGUCCAGAGCGCUUCAUUCAGCAGCAGAGACGAUUUGGAAAAGAGAAGCGCCUUUAGAUCCAGACCCAAGACACAUUUUUAUGACUAGAAACAAUGCGCUGACAGAUAAAGUUGCAGACAUGUUGCAUCUUAACAGUUUACAUUAGGGGCUCAGCAUUGGUGGGACUUUUGAUAGACAAGUGCAUUUAUAAGCCAGUAAAACAGAAAAACUUUAAUCCUUGAGAUGGUGGAGGAUGGAAACUGUAAUUGAAUUGUAAAAUUUGACUUGUCUUUAGUUAAGAUCUUCAGAACGUCCAAUAUCUGAAUAUGAAAUCAUGUGAUCAGAUAUUCAUCAUUACCUGUUAGUAUUUAGCGUUUUCUUACAGUCAGCAUAGGUCAGAAAAUAACCCACACCAGCAAUGUGUUGGUAUUUCUCUUGGUUCUGACAAUUUUGUGGAGCUAUUUCACAAUACUGGGAUUCAGCCAUUGCUGGUUUAGAUCUGCAUAUGGACUUUAAAGGCAUUAAAAAGAUGCCGUGCAGUUAGUCCCUUUAGCUCCACAUUUAAAGGCUUAUUUCAGUUUCUUCUCUUUGCUUUUUGACGGCAGUGAUAUUCCAAUGAUUAUGGCUUCAUCAUCUAGAACAAAUGCACAGUCUGUUACAGUAUUCAUCAGUGUGAAAAGAUUAGAUGCUUAAAAACAUACUGUAGAUGGAGACAUUCUAGGUCAGCUUGCUCCUUUUUAUCCGUCCACAGCUGACGUUAAAGCCUCUCGACCUCGAGUCUGUAAUCUGGAUUUCUGGCGUCACAAGGAGGUGAGGCGGUGUAGGUCAGUGGCACUGAGGGAUGAUUUAACUUGGAGGGAUGAUGGGGAAUGACUUUGUAUGACCGCAUUGAACCGAUUUAUGUCACCAGCGUUUGAGGGUGAAAUAAAAGCCACAGACCUCAUUAGUAAAUGGUUAUGCAACAGAGAGGGCAAAAUCCUAAUAACUGGAUGAUUCUCUGGUUUAGUUUACAAUUUUUAUGUCCCAAAUCACAGAAUAAGUAGUGAAAGAAAUGCUAUUUUUAAUGAAUUAGACUUAUGAAUCAAACCUGAAUCUCUUUUUAAAAUCUGCACUAUUACCAGUUUUCUCAUCCCCAGUUGAGAUUAUUUUGAUUGAGGAUAUUAUUCUUAAUUUGGAAAAAAAAUUUAACCACACCUAAAACUAAUAGUUAAUGUUGACCUCAAUAGAGGAAGUCUAUUAGCAGAUAUUAGCAUUCAUGUAACCGACUACACUGCAAAAUGUCUUCAACAGAUCUAAGCCAUGAUUUUACAAAAAGUUGAUGUUUAAAUGUUGACGAUUUUUCUGGAUUUAAAAAAAUAACUUCAAUAUUAUUGCCUCAAAAAGCCCAAUAAUAAUCACUUUGAGCUAAUAGAGAUCCUGCUUAUUUGUUUCAGUCCGACCUCGGUGUACCGAAGCCCAUUCCUGCCACAUGUUUAAAGUAGUGAAUAAAACAUUUGUAAUCAUCAAAAUAAAAAAUCACGACUAUAAUGACCCUAGCUGCAGCAUGAAUUAGUUCCUUGUUGGAAUUCCUCAGUUUUCUGUUUUAGCAAAACAACGUUUCAUUAAAUUUAAGGGCUGUCCGUCCAUGUUAAGCAGUGCAUUAAAAAAUGUCCAAACUGUCUUUCUUUACUCUAUCAGCUGUAAACAAGUUGUACUUUUCUGUAGUUAACUUUCCCCCUCUGUUGUCAUUUUUCUAUAUCUCCAUUUUUCUUUUUUUUAUUUACUAAGACUUUACAUUCACACCUUUUGCACAUUUUAACAAAAUGAUUUGCACCUUAUCCAUUAGGUUGUCGGGACAAUUACAGUAAUCUUUAUGUUGGAUGUUCUUUUUUUAUUUUUUACUCAUGAAAUAAAAUAAACAUGAUUGCACCUGUA
Amphiprion ocellaris (clown anemonefish) is the source of this 3688-nucleotide messenger RNA. Its product is annotated as ankyrin repeat domain-containing protein SOWAHC-like. The transcript has a single exon. Gene Ontology annotation, molecular function: protein binding. NCBI's taxonomy places the organism in Eukaryota, Metazoa, Chordata, Actinopteri, Pomacentridae. The coding region runs from base 152 to 1882 and encodes 576 amino acids. The record is from RefSeq and is a predicted model, not a curated record.